This is a messenger RNA of Oppiella nova, 2333 nucleotides long. The record is from the annotation of a GenBank genome assembly. NCBI's taxonomy places the organism in Eukaryota, Metazoa, Arthropoda, Arachnida, Sarcoptiformes, Oppiidae.
AACACAUGUUUGUCUGCAAAUGUGAUUCAUUUGAUUUGUGGUUAUUAUCACUUUCUGGAUGUGAUUAACAGGACAUCAAAAUGAGUGAAAGCCCAGGAGUGGCGCCAAUUAAGGCAAUUGAAGACAAGUGGAAACUAUUGCCUGCCUUUCUGGAGGUUCGGGGUCUUAUUAAGCAGCACUUGGACUCAUUUAACCACUUCAUCGCGAAGGAGAUCAAGAGUGUGUUGCGGGCCAACCAACGGAUCACCUGCGAGUCGGACGCCAACUGGUAUGUCAAGUAUCUGGACAUCCGAGUCGGCAAACCAGAGAUCGAGGAGGGCUUCAAUGUUGUCCGCACGACCAGUCCUCACGAGUGCCGGCUUCGGGAUAUCACUUAUUGUGCGCCCAUUAAUGUGGACAUUGAGUACAUGAGAGGACCGCAGAAAGUGAUCCGCAAUGACCACACCAUCGGAAGAAUGCCUCUAAUGCUGAGGAGCGCUAACUGUGUCCUCAACAACAAGACAUACAACGAGUUGGUGGCACUGAAUGAGUGUCCCUACGAUCCGGGCGGUUAUUUCGUGAUCAAUGGAUCCGAGAAAGUGAUUCUCAUUCACGAACAGCUCUCCAGAAACCGGAUCCUUAUAGAAGAGGGACCCAUAUGUCAGGUGACGAGUACUACAGCCGAACGCAAGUCCAGAACCAACUUAAUUAUCAACAAAAAGGGACAAAUAGUUAUGAAACACAACUCCUUCUUAGACGAAGGAAUUCCUAUUUUUAUUGUCUUUAAAGCAAUUGGUUUUGAGAGCGAAUCAGAAAUUGUCGAAUUGAUUUGUGGCACCACUUCGGCCACCGAUGGCAUUGAUCCCAGUCUUCUCAUCCCAUCCAUAGAGGUGUGCCAUAAGUCCCAGAUAUGGACCUCUGAUUUGGCGCUUAAAUAUAUGGCCAACAAAUUGAAGUCAAAGACACAGUUCUUUGGAAAACCCGAAUGGAAUACCGAAAGGAGGAAACCCGCCGUCGAGAUCGUGAGGGAACUGUUGGCCACCACUAUUGUGGCCCACAUUCCUGUCAAAGACUUUAAUUUUAGACUUAAAGCUAUAUAUUUGGCUCAAAUGGUGAAGCGCUUAAUUUGUGCCAUAAGUGACCCGUCUUUUAUCGAUGACCGCGACUAUUACGGCAACAAACGUCUGGAAUUAGCCGGUUCUCUGAUCGCCAUUCUCUUCGAAGACCUCCUCAAGCGAUUUAAUUCAGAACUUCGGACAAUCGCCGAUAAGAACAUUCCGAAGAUCAAAGUGUCUCAGUUUGAUAUCGUAAAGCAUAUGAGACAAGACCUCAUCACCAAUGGAUUGAUUAAUGCGAUCGCAACGGGGAACUGGACUUUAAAGCGGUUUAAGAUGGAAAGGGUUGGCGUGAGUCAAGUGUUGAGUCGAUUGAGUUAUAUCUCGUGCUUAGGAAUGAUGACUCGCAUUAACUCUCAGUUUGAGAAAACCCGCAAAACCUCGGGUCCCCGCUCUCUGCAGGCCAGCCAAUGGGGGCUCGUAUGUCCGUGCGAUACACCGGAAGGCGAGUCGUGUGGUCUGAUCAAGAACUUGGCUCUAAUGACACACAUCACCACUGAUGUGGACGAAGACGCCGUUAUUCGCAUUUGUCUCAACAUAGGUCUCGUUCAGGACAUUGUGUUGUGCUCUUCCGGUGCUUUGAUUAACAAAAACUAUUUAGUGUUUGUAAACGGACUCAUAAUUGGUGUCACUAUUGAUCCGCAAAGACUUGUCACAAGCCUUAGAUCACUUCGAAGAAGCAAUUUUAUGUCUGAAUUUGUGUCUAUUUCUCUGAAUCGACUUCAUAGAGCAGUUUAUAUCGCCACCGAUGGCGGUAGACUUUGCAGGCCUUAUAUUAUAGUCAAUACACGAUUAGGUGUUCCCAAAGUGAUGGCAAAACAUAUGGAAGCAUUGAGUCGAGGAAUUAUGGGAUUUGAAGAUUUCAUUCGCGAGGGUUUAGUUGAAUACUUGGAUGUGAAUGAAGCCAGUGAUACACACAUCGCUCUUUAUGAGACAAAUAUCAAGACCGGUGUUACCACUCACCUGGAGAUUGAACCGUUCACUUUGCUGGGAGUGUGUGCCGGUGUUAUCCCAUAUCCCCAUUGCAAUCAGUCUCCAAGAAAUACAUACCAGUGCGCUAUGGGUAAGCAAGCGAUGGGCACUAUUGGUCUCAAUCAAAGACAACGUAUCGAUACUCUAAUGUAUCUCUUGGCUUACCCUCAAAGACCUGUUGUUAAGACGAAACCCAUAGAACUAAUACAUUACGACAAAUUGCCUGCCGGUGCCAAUGCAAUGGUGGCCGUCAUGUCGUACAGUGGC